GUUUGAAAUAGGCGCCGCCAUAUUAAUUGUUGUAGAUGUAAUUUGGUCAAAAUAAAAUAAUCAAAUAGUUUGAAUAAAACACUUAAAUAUAUUAUAUUAUAGAUUUUUAGCUAAACUACCGAAUGCCACAAGAUGGCUGCAAGAUUGAAACAUAUUGAAGUGGAGAACUUCAAAUCCUACAGGGGUAGGAAACUAAUUGGGCCCCUUAAACCCUUCAAUGCUGUUAUUGGUCCAAAUGGGUCAGGUAAAUCUAACUUCAUGGAUGCCAUCAGUUUUGUAAUGGGGGAGAAAACACAAAGUUUAAGAGUCAAAAGAUUAAGUGAUUUAGUUCAUGGUGCUGCUAUCAGUAGACCUGUUUCCAGAAGUGCUUCAGUAACAGCAAUGUUUAUUGUUGAUGAUGGCAGAGAAAUAGCAUUCCAGAGGUCUGUCCUGGGUUCAUCUUCAGAAUAUAGGGUUGAUGGAAAUGUUGUUUCAUCUAAUGAAUACCUUGGCGAAUUGGAGAAGUUAAAGAUUAAUGUCAAAGCCAAGAAUUUCUUAGUAUUUCAAGGUGCUGUUGAAUCAGUGGCAAUGAAAAAUCCAAAAGAAAUGACUGCCCUUUUUGAAGAAAUUAGUGGAUCGGGAUCCUUAAAAGAAGAAUAUUCUAGACUUCAACAGGAAAUGCAGAAGGCUCAAGAAGAAAUCAAUUGUGCAUAUCAGAAGAAAAAAGGUAUCAAUGCAGAGAAAAAAGAAGCCAGAUUAGAAAAGGAAGAGGCAGAUAAAUAUGCUCGACUAAAAGACGAUUUGAACGACAAAUUGGUUGAUCAUCAGCUUUUCCGCUUAUUCCACAAUGAAAGAGAGAUGAAAAACCUCGAACAAGAUCUCAAAUCCAAACAAAAAGAAGUUGAUAAAAUCGAAAAGAAGAAAGCGAAACAUGAAGACUUUCUCAAAGAAAAGAAGAAAGAACAUGGAAAGCACACCAGAGAAUUUGCGAAAGUCGAACAGGAUAUAAGAGAAGUAGAAGUAGAAAUAUCGAAAAAGAAGCCUCAAUUCAUUAAGGCCAAAGAAAGAGUAACUCAUAUGCAGAAAAAGUUGGACGGUGCUAUUAAGACAUUGGAUCAAGCUAGAAAAGCACACGAUGCUCAUAUGAAUGACAUUAAAAAAUUGGAGGAUGAAUUAGCAACUGUGGAGAAAAAGAAAGAUGAAUAUGAGACUCAAAUAGCUGGCGAAUCACAGAGCCAAGGAAGAGAUGUGCAUUUGGAAGAUGCUCAGGUAAGACAAUACCACAGAUUGAAAGAAGAAGCUGCUAAGCGAUCAGCACGAUACAUGCAGGAGUUAGAUUCUGUCAACAGAGAACAAAAGGCUGAACAGGAUCGCUUGGACAAUGUAUCUAGAAGUAGAACAGAUGCUGAGAAUAAACACAGACAGAAACUACACGAAAAAGAGGAGAUGGAGAAGAGAAUAGAAAAGUUGGCAGAACAUAUAAGAUCCAGUGAACAAGCUUUGCAAGAUCAGAAGCAACUACGAGAAGAUUUACAAUCAGAUGUUGGAUUUUCUAAGGACAGAGUUCACGAAAUUCAAAAGCAAUUAGAGGAUGUAGCUGAACAACUUGGUGACGCUAGAACAGAUAAGCACGAAGAUUCCAGGAGGAAGAAAAAACAGGAAAUUGUGGAAAGAUUCAAGAGUAACUACCCUGGAGUGUACGAUCGAAUGAUAAACAUGUGCCACCCCAUUCACAAGCGUUACAAUGUAGCUAUUACAAAGAAUUUGGGAAAGUAUAUGGAUGCCAUUGUUGUUGACACCGAACAUACUGGUAGACAAUGUAUUAAAUAUCUCAAGGAGCAAAUGUUGGAACCCGAAACUUUCCUUCCCUUGGACUAUCUUCAAACUAAACCAAUCAAAGAAAGAUUGAGGAAUAUAACUGAGCCCAAAGGAGUUAAGUUAAUCUAUGAUGUCCUUCAAUUCGAGCCUCAAGCAAUAGCCAAAGCAGUAAUGUUCGCGACUAAUAAUGCUCUCGUUUGCGAAACGCCAGAAGAUGCUAUGAAAGUGGCUUAUGAGCUAGGAGGAAGAUUAGAUGCCGUCGCUUUGGACGGAACUUACUAUCAAAAGUCAGGUAUUAUCUCUGGAGGUAGUUUGGACCUGGCAAGAAAAGCUAAGAGAUGGGAUGAAAAGCACAUGGCUCAGUUAAAAGCUCAGAAGGAAAAACUAACGGAAGAACUGAGAGAAGCUAUGAAAAAAUCUCGUAAAGAGUCAGAAUUAAACACUGUCGACUCACAAAUCAGAGGACUUGAAACUCGUUUGAGAUAUAAUAAAACUGACAUGGAUAGUACAAAAAAGCAAAUAAACCUCGUAGAAAGAGAACUUACUCGUCUAAAUGAAGAGAUGAAGAAAUAUGGUCCUCAAAUUGAAGCUAUCGAGAAGAGUAUGCAAACUCGCGAACAGCAAAUUGAGGAAAUCAAAUUGAAGAUGAACAGCGUCGAAGAUGUCGUAUUUUCAGAUUUUUGCCGUGAAAUCGGCGUUAAGAAUAUUAGACAGUAUGAAGAUAGAGAAUUGAGAGCACAAGAAGAGAGAAAGAAGAAAAGAUUGGAAUUUGAAAAACAAAUCAAUAGGAUUACAAGUAAUCUGGAUUUCGAAAGAAGCAGAGAUACACAGAAUAACGUCAGCCGCUGGGAACGCACAGUAAAUGACGAAGAAGAAAAAUUGGAAACUUGUAAGAAGCAAGAAGUUAAACAUAGGGACGAAAUAGACAAAGAUCUUCAACAAGUAGAACAGUUGAAGGCGACUAAAUUAAACAAGAAACAAGAAGUCGAAGCUGCCGCUAACGAAGUAGGUAAAGCUAGCAGAGAAGUAGGUGCUGUGGCGAAAGAAAUACAAGCUGCUCAAAAGGCGGUGGUUUCUUUGGAAGGAAAAAUCGAAGGGAAGAAAAGUGAAAGGCAUACCAUUCUUAUGCAGUGCAAGAUGGAUGAUAUAGCCAUACCUAUGAUAGUAGGAAAUAUGGAGGACAUUGCUGCUGCCGAUCCCUCCCAAUCUUCGUCCAAUGCCGAGACUAGUACCAGUGCACAACAACACGAAAAGGAAGCUAGAAUUAAGAUUGACUACAGCAGUUUAAGUGAUAACCUCAAAGAUCUCGAAGAAAGGGACGAAAUAAAGAAGCAGGCGGAUAAAUUGCUUAAGUCGAUCCAACAAUUACAAGACACACUUACCAAAAUACAAGCACCUAACAUGAAAGCUAUCGAGAAGCUACAACUCGCUUGUGGAAAGUUGCAAUCUACCAACGAAGAAUUCGAAAAUUUGAGGAAACAUAACAAGAAGGCUAAAGCUGCAUUUGAAAAAAUAAAACAGCAAAGGUACGAGAGGUUUACAAGAUGUUUUGAUCAUGUCUCAAACGAAAUUGAUAACAUUUAUAAGUCCCUGGCUCAGAAUCAAUCAGCUCAAGCAUUUUUGGGUGCCGAAAACCCAGAAGAACCGUACUUAGAUGGUAUCAACUAUAAUUGUGUUGCACCAGGAAAACGGUUCCAGCCUAUGUCUAACUUAUCGGGAGGAGAAAAAACAGUGGCCGCUUUAGCUUUGCUAUUUGCAAUCCACAGCUAUCAGCCAGCUCCGUUCUUCGUUCUUGACGAGGUUGAUGCUGCUUUAGAUAACACCAAUAUUGGAAAAGUUGCUAAAUACAUUAGAGAGAAGACUGAGUCUUUGCAGACUAUUGUUAUUUCGUUGAAAGAAGAGUUUUAUUCACACGCUGAUGCUUUGAUUGGAAUUUGUCCAGAAAUCAAGCCUGCGGAUUGUCUUAUUAGUCAGGUGCUAACAUGCGACUUAACGAAAUACGACAUGUUCUGACCCGAGGAAAAGAAAACCGUAGAAGAAAAAAAGGAUAAAGGUUUCAAAAAGAAGAAAUAGUUAAUUUAUUUUUACAUUUUUGAUAAAACGUACAACGGUCAUAGUUUUAAGUUCAUUUUUGAGGUUUUAGUUCAUUGAUCAUUUUUGAAAAUUAGAAUUAUUUUAGCUUACUAUAAAUAACUUACUAUAAAUAACUUGUUCAGGU
This is a messenger RNA of Diabrotica balteata, 4015 nucleotides long. The record is from the annotation of a GenBank genome assembly. Lineage: Eukaryota; Metazoa; Arthropoda; Insecta; Coleoptera; Chrysomelidae.